Molecule: messenger RNA, 1479 nt
Organism: Vitrella brassicaformis
Lineage: Eukaryota; Vitrellaceae
Source: the annotation of a GenBank genome assembly
GACCGUGCAUCGCUGCAUUCGACUGCAUCAAUCCGACCGUCCGUGUCAUCCAUCUCUCCCUCAUCCACGAUAGCCACGAACGCCAAACGAGACAGACAGUCAGACACACAGAAGUCACCAGACCGACCCAAGCACCUCACGGUCAUCACAGUUUGGUUCUCCUCGGCUGUGGCUUGGCAGUCAUCACCCCAUCCCAUCCCAUCAGCGGCAGUUUCACCGGGAAACAGUCAAGCACUCGGCUGUUUCAGCAUGACGCAAAAAUGCUUUGAGAUCUGACCUGUCUCAGGGUAUGGGUUUCAGGGCGGAGAGUUCAGUUAUCACACGCAUGCAGUCCAGUGCACACAACACACACAGGUGGGUCAGGUCAGUGCACGCAAGCCCUAUCAACACACACACAAAUCGACUGACUACUUGACCCCCCACAGAUCAAGGCGAUGCGCCACUCAAUCAAUCCGACAUAUACUGCCAAAUGACUGAAACAGAAUGUCUGCCUUCGAGGUACAGCCUUCUGAUCGCCCCCAUACACAGCAACGACAUUCGCUUGCCCACGAGGCAGUGUGUGAGCCGUGCCAGGGGACAUCAUCCGUCUGCUCAAGGGAAAUCACUCACAGCGGCCGUCAGUCAGUCGGCAAAGCAGGGGAGGCAGAACACCAACAUCGCAUCACACAUAACACAUAACGCAUACGUCACACCAGUGAGUCCAGCGAGAUCCUCCCCUCCCUCAGGAGGUUGCCAACACCAGAAUGAUGAUCAGCGCGAUGACAGCGAUGGGGGCGAUGAGGCAUUAGCGGGCCCACUUGUACCUCUCCGUCCCCCUCUUGGCGUCCAGGUUGACACAGAAGGCGAUGCAGCCGAUGAUGGGGAAGAAUAUCGACAACACGCACGAUAUCUGCCCACACACACACAGAGGGAGAAUGUUUGGCUGUGCGAGCAGCUGCCCACAUCUCUUUGUGUGUCACCUGUGCGCAGGUGAGCAUAGAUUCUUCAGCUCUGUCCUGCACCUCGACCACGUGGAUGACGUGAGCUCCGCCAUUUAAUGGCUGCGGCUGGACGUACGGCUGCUGGACGACGGGCCCUCCCACGCCUCCCUGGACCAUCUGGGUAUACGUGGGACCAGCCGCCAUCGCCAGCGGCUGUCCGAUGGCGUACGGCGCCGGCUGGACGACCACCGUAGUGGUGGACGGACCCGCGGACGACUGCGGUACGGGCGUGGGCGAGUACUGGGGGUUGACGGGCGAGGUGUGGCCUUCGAUUUCUUCAGAGGAGUAAGUCGGAGGAGCGUCGACGGACGGAAAGGAUGGCAUUGCGGACGACUGUUAGGCUGAUGUCAACGAACGAAGAAAAGUCCAGCAGCAGGGCAAAACGGAUUGGAAGGAAGAUGGAAUGUGCGCCUUUGGGACACUCAAAGGCAGCUCGCAACCCGAGAGUUAAGAGAGCUCAAAGGAAGCUCGCAACCCGAGAGUUAAGAGCGGAUGUCCU